ACUCCAUACCAGUAAGUGGCGGUAAUGCUACUAAAAGUUUGUUGCCAACCGCCAAUAAAACCAACAAGAAGAAGAAGAAGAAGAAGAAGAAGAAGGAAGUAUUAACAAAUCCUUCACUACGUGGCCGUAAACAUGGCUACAGGAGCGGAUCAGGCUGCCGGGAUGAGUCUGGUUGUGUUCAGCCUCCUGCUGUUCACAUAUUACACAGUGUGGGUCAUAGUACUGCCUUUUGUGGACGGUGAUCAUGUCCUUCACAAAUAUUUCCUCCCUCGGGAAUACUCGGUUAUCCUGCCCGGAGUCGCUGCAGUAGUCCUGCUGCUGUGUAUAGGAGCCUUCACCGCAGUCAUCAUGUGGAAACAUGGCAAACCAAAGAAAGUGGACUGAAGUCUGGAUGUUUGUGGGACCCAUGUGGAGUCAACUCUGUUUUCUGACACCUCCUGUUUAGAUGUAAGAGAAGGUCACCUGACCUCUUUUUUCCAUGUUUGAUCCAUUUUGGGGUUAAUUGAAACCAGAGGAACUCAUUUUUCCACACAUGCAGCUGUGACCUGUUCUCACCUCUCCAGUUUGCCCAGUUUGGAAAAUCUGAACUUUGGUUCUUCCCAGUAGUUGGUUUACAGAAGACUGAAUGUCCUGAUGAUUUCAGGUCUUCUGGAUCUUCUGACUCUGUGUUGCACCUCCUAACAGCUGUUAUCCUCCAUCUACUAUCUCCUCCCAGUGUUCAGACACACUUCAGCAGAGGCUCUCCACUCUCACACCAGAUUACAUCCAUCUGUGGAGAACAGAGAAACUCAACACGGGGCUUCAGGAAGGACAUCUGAGUUCAAAUAAAACCCAGACUGCUGAGCUUGGCAGGUUCAGUUUGUUAUAAGGAAUAUUCUGUUUUUAUUGGAUCUAAUAACUGGAGAUGAAGAAACCUCAAACUGAGGCUGAUGUGUUAAAUAAUGAGAACUGAGUGGACGUCUGUCAUCGGUUUGAAAAACAUCUGAAUCUUCUGUAGAUAUUCUGAGUUUGUUGAGAUGGAUUUGGAUACAGUUUCCAGGCGGACUGUUGUUGUUUUCACAAAAAACAAUAAAGAAAUGGAAAAGGUU
Molecule: messenger RNA, 1088 nt
Organism: Girardinichthys multiradiatus
Lineage: Eukaryota; Metazoa; Chordata; Actinopteri; Cyprinodontiformes; Goodeidae
Gene: dpm2
Product: dolichyl-phosphate mannosyltransferase subunit 2, regulatory
Exons: 4
Coding region: 133-384 (83 amino acids)
Biological process (GO): GPI anchor biosynthetic process
Cellular component (GO): endoplasmic reticulum membrane; dolichol-phosphate-mannose synthase complex
Molecular function (GO): enzyme regulator activity
Source: RefSeq, a predicted model, not a curated record